CAAUCUUCCGGCAACUUCAUUAUGAGCGAGUGAGAACCAUGACGAAAGAGAAAAUGUUCGUGUCGUCAAGCCCAUGCUCAAGAACAUGGGUGAUGCUUCUCCUCUUCAUCCUUGCGACACUGCAUCACGCUGCAGAGGCAAGAGUAGAAGGGCUGGACAGAAAUUCGUUCUUCUAUGAUGAAAGUGGAACCGCGAUCGACGUUGCACUAGAGAAAGAUCAUAAGGCUGCGCAAACACACCAACUCCAACACCACGUUGGCAUACACAGCGAACGUAUCCCUGAAGACCUGUACAAAAGGACAAUGGAGCAUACCGCGAUCGCAUGUGUGGAUGUACUGUUGAGGAGACGAAAGGAGAUGAUCAAAACCGCACAAGAGCACUCUCGCGAGGACUACGAGUAUCUACUUCUACAGCGCAACAAUGAUCCUAUCAAAGGCUCCUUGGCCUUCAUAGGUGGUCGCAUGUGGCUAGGGGAGUCUUUCACACAAACAGCAGCAAGGAAAAUUUCGGAAGAGUGUGAGUUUCUUGUUGAAGACAUCACUACAGUUGUGGACAUCAAUGGCACAGGAGGAGGACGUGAGCAACAUAAUGGAGCUGCUGAGGGGAGCGACGAUAACGACAUCAUGAGAGGCAAUAUUAACAGUGUAGUCACGGACACGGAGAAGGACAACGAGCGAGUAAAUCUGCAUCAGGACGUAGUAGAUAUCAAUCCCCGUCCGAUCAGUGUACACAAUACUUUCUUCGAGCGUUCGGCGAUCGAAGGGCUUAGCUCGCACACGGUCAACGUGCUAAUGCUCGCAGAAGUCAAGUCGCAGAAGACGAUUGUCAAUUGUGGCUUCGAUGCGUUGCAUACUGUUAAGACUUUGACUUCGGGAUCGAUAUUGAAAGUGCUGUUGAAUACUUGUUAUCUCGACGUGUAGUAUCUUCUUCUUCCGUCUAAGUCUAUCUGUAUCUUCUCUCAGCAGAAGAUUUACUUCGCUAGGGUCAAGGGAUGGUGAUGGAUGAUCAUCGUGGAGAUGGAACUUGCUUCUAACACUGGUUCUCAGUGGUUGUCAGCGGCUCAGUACCUAGAAAACGACGCCGUUGCGCCAGCUGUCAAGCACGGACUGUGGGAGUACCUCUACCUCGUCAACUCGUCCAAGAAUUAUGUCAAGGGGGAUGGAUUCGGAUUCCACGAGGCCAAUUUGAACAAGGGUAAUUGGUUUCGGCACGGUUUGCAAGGGGAAUGCAUGGCGAGUGGGAGGGACGAAAGGAUUGAGGAGACUAAAAAAGAAGGACAGAACAUGAAGAAGACUGAAGUAGAAGUUCAGCUACCAACCUCUGUCUACAAACAGAUCGUGGCGAGCAGUGUGAUUUCUUGUGUGGACGUGGUUUUGUUUCUCCCUCAGGUGCACGAGUACGCGUUUGUGAAGAGACAACAUGAGCCGAUGCGUGGAGUCCCGAGGUUUACAGGCGCCAGAAUGCUCAAAGGGGAAUCCUUCGAGGCCACGGCGCGUAGAGCAGUAGGGAGGUUUGUCGAGCUAGAAGGUGUUGUUGGAUAUGGUGGGGACGAGAAAGAACCAAAGAAGAAGGAGGACAUGGUGGGACAGAAAAGCCACAAGGAAAUCUUUAUGGCCGUAGCUAGUAGCUGGUGCUACUUCUUGACAAGACUAUAAUCGUGAACGACUGACACUGAAGACUGUGUCAGUAGUUGUUCGAGUCGUCCCUCAGCAGGCAAGCGCAAGAGGCUGUUCGUGGUGUAUGAAGGAAACCUCUUCCCCCUCUAACAAGCACAAAUUUCAAUUCGAGGGCAUCGUGGGACCUUAUUCGACGCAUUUCGCUUUCUCCGCAUUCGGAACGCCAACGCAGACGCUAAACGUGGUAGUUUUUUGUACGCUUCUACAUCUACGCACUGUUGAUAGUACGCAUUCAGGCGGACAACCUUUUGUGCUGGCUACAAGAGAACAAAUAAGUCUUCUUGGUGGACCAACGAAAUCGUCAACGUCAAAUAAUCAUGAGGAUCUGCAUGACGAUGAAGAAGACACUAAGAGCAGCACGCGACAGGAAGAAGAAGAUGUAGAGUAUGAUCUUGUCUUGUCUCCCUAUUUUUACACUGCACUUGACGACGCACAUGAAAUGUUCGUAUCUUCUGAACGCUAUCUGUGGAGUGCUCGAAAGACUUCAUCCAGCCCAAGGAAAGAAGAUGAGGAUGCUGAAAAAACACGCCGAAGACAUAGAAUGACUACCGAUUUUUGAACAUACAGCAGGGUGGCCUCUCUUCACAGAGUCGUCUCUCCACGGAUCCAAAUCUUCUGGAUCCUGCUGUUCAUGGUCUUGCUAUCCUCUUCCGCGUUAACAUGAUAAUGACGCUGAAGGAGACCAGCAGAGUGUGACAGUCGACUUCUACUCCCGUUCACACUCUCCAAAUCUUGUUCACACUUUAUGCUGUUGCUGGCUUUCUUUCCUGGUCUCUCUUCGCGUGUUUGUGGUCGAGUACACUUCUUCUGGCGGAUUCAAAAUAGUCGUGAUUCAUUCUCGUUGAGAAGGGGUAGUUAGUACAUGGUCAUGGGAUAUUGUCAGAGAAUUAUCGGGGGAAUCGAAUUGGUAUUGGAAGUUGGCUUUAAUAGAUUGGCCUUGACUUUGAUCCAAUUGUCAAUGUGGGUGUGGCGAUACACAUACGCAUGAUGACGCAACAUCAUGUCUUCAGGUUCAGUAGCUCUUUUUGGUCUACAACCUUGGUCAGCCGAAUUAGACUAGUACUAGUUCUUCAGAAGCUUGGCUAGUUCAAUUUGAUGGACUUCUCAGAG
This is a messenger RNA of Amoebophrya sp. A25, 2786 nucleotides long. The record is from the annotation of a GenBank genome assembly. NCBI's taxonomy places the organism in Eukaryota, Dinophyceae, Syndiniales, Amoebophryaceae.